Fundulus heteroclitus (mummichog) is the source of this 2923-nucleotide messenger RNA. It is a transcript of the gene nlk1, whose product is annotated as nemo-like kinase, type 1. The transcript is spliced from 12 exons. The record is from RefSeq and is a predicted model, not a curated record. Gene Ontology annotation, cellular component: cytoplasm; nucleus. Gene Ontology annotation, molecular function: ATP binding; MAP kinase activity. Bases 497 to 1924 code for a protein of 475 amino acids. Lineage: Eukaryota; Metazoa; Chordata; Actinopteri; Cyprinodontiformes; Fundulidae. Gene Ontology annotation, biological process: intracellular signal transduction; protein phosphorylation.
GCAGAAGCGCCGCCCCUCCCCCACGGCUCCUCCUCCUAGCAGCUAGCCAGCUAGCCGCGGCUGAAGCCGGACAAACAGCCCCGACUCCGGCCGCAUUAAAGGGACCCAGAACGCUGAGCUCCGGCUCGACGAGUCUUCGUCCCCGGUGAGCUCCGAGCCUCCUGCCCGGUGAGCCUGAGCCUCGUGCCCGGCGAGCAUCGAGCCUUCUCCCCGGCUCUCCGGGAGCCGCCAUGACGGCCAGUUAGCAGCGGAGCUAGCUGCAGUUAGCUCCGGGAGAGCCGGAGCCUCUGACGCCGCUCUUCACCCCCCAGAGGUCGGAUUAAGUGCCAUGUCAUCAUCCGCUCCCCGCAGCCAGGCGUCGUACCGGUCCAGUCUGUGCAGAACUCUGAGGGAUCAUGCUGAGUGACGUCCUCCUCUGCGUCUGAACCGGACCGGCAGCAGCAGCUCGGCGCCGUUCCCUUUUACCCGGACCGUUCCUGGGUUCGGUACCAGGAGGAUGGCCUUCCACGGCGCCGGCCGGCAGACCGUCUGCGGAGAUCUGUUCCCCGGUUCUGAGCUGGGCCACAAGUUCUUCUGUGUCGGGUCGUCCUGCGGCGCCCCCUCCACGGGCCUCAGCGCCACGCCGUGUCUGACCGGACCCAGCGCCCCGGCCGGAACCCCCCGCCACCCCACGGCGCUGGGGGGGGGCGGCGGCGGCGGGGCGGCCGUGCCUCAGCCGUACAGCAACCCGGCCAGCGAGGUGCCGAGCCCGGCCGAGAUGGAACCGGACCGACCCAUCGGAUACGGAGCCUUCGGCGUUGUCUGGUCGGUGACGGAUCCUCGGGACGGCCGGAAGGUUGCUCUGAAGAAGAUGCCCAAUGUCUUCCAGAACCUGGUCUCCUGUAAGCGGGUCUUCAGAGAGCUGAGGAUGCUGUGCUUCUUCAAGCACGACAACGUUCUGUCGGCUCUGGACAUUUUACAGCCUCCGCAGAUCGACUGCUUCGAGGAGAUCUACGUGAUCACGGAGCUGAUGCAGAGCGACCUGCACAAGGUGAUCGUGUCUCCUCAGCCUCUCACCACCGACCACAUCAAGGUCUUCCUCUACCAGAUCCUCCGAGGGCUGAAGUACCUGCACUCUGCCGGGAUCCUGCACCGAGACAUCAAGCCCGGGAACCUGCUGGUCAACAGCAACUGCCUGCUGAAGAUCUGUGACUUCGGGCUGGCCCGCGUGGAGGAGCCCGACCCGUCUCGUCACAUGACCCAGGAGGUGGUGACCCAGUACUACAGGGCGCCGGAGGUUCUGAUGGGCUGCCGGCACUACGGCUCCGCCAUCGACGUCUGGUCGGUCGGCUGCAUCUUUGCCGAGCUGCUGGGCCGGCGCAUCCUGUUCCAGGCUCAGAGCCCGAUCCAGCAGCUGGACCUGAUCACGGAUCUGCUGGGAACGCCCCCCCUGUCCGCCCUGGCUUCAGCCUGCGAAGGCGCCCGGGCCCACAUCCUGAGGGGCCCCCACAAACCGCCGUCGCUGUCGGUGCUCUACAUGCUGUCGGACGGCGCCACACACGAGGCGGUGCACCUGCUCUGCCGCAUGCUGGUCUUUGACCCGGCCAAGAGGAUCUCUGGCAGCGACGCGCUGUCCCACCCCUACCUGGACGAGGGCCGGCUGCGCUACCACACCUGCAUGUGCCAGUGCUGCUACUCGGUACCGAGCGGCCGGGUCUACACCCGCGACUUCGAGCCCGCCGCCGAGCGGCCCUUCAGCCACAGCUACGAGAACAGCCUGCUGUCGGUGUGGCAGGGGAAAGAACUGAUCCAUCGCUUCAUCACGGAGCACCAGCAGGGCAAACGGGUUCCUCUGUGCAUCAACCCUCAGAGCGCCGCCUUCAAGACCUUCAUCAGGUCCACGGCGUGGCAUUCCUCCAAGGUGUCCAGGAAGGAGGAGAGAUGAACUCGUCUUCAGCACCGGGACGAGGCGCAGCAGUCGGAACCGGCAGUUUGGACCUUUUCUUUCUUUCCUGCUUCGCCCCGAUGGGAGAAACUGAUGAACCCUUCCUGACAGAAACAGACCGACCUCAUGUUGUUGAUUUCUGUUGGUUCUCCCCGACCCACCCAGAACCACCCAGAACCACCCAGAACCACACUCCUCAGUGUUCAGUGCUGCUGACGUUCCUUCACUGGUUGCAGCUGCUUGACCCGGUUCGUUCAAGUCAUUCCAGCCCGGUUAGAAACCCACUUCCUGCUCCCCGCUCGUGGCCACGCCCCCUUCCUUCAACCGCCUCACCUCAUUGCUCACUGUGCCCCCCCCCCCCCCCCCUCGCGACAGCAAUGCAACCUCACCAGAUGUAGCAGGUCCAACCGACACUUCCUGGUUCUCCUCGCGGUCGGGUCGUCAGAAGGGUUCUGAUGGACUUUCAGGGUGAAGAUGCUGGAGGUCAGGAAGUUCUGCAGCAUUUGUGUCGUUUUCCUGCCUCCAUGUUGGUCCGGACGGCGUCAGAACCUUUCUAGCAGUACUAGUGAUGACGGCGCUCACAGCGGCGCGGGUAGUUCCACACAUCUCUCCUUUGUCCGCCCCGUUUUACCUCGUCCUUCGUCUCCGACCCGGUUCUGGGAGCAGGAUGUGUUUGGGUAAAUGCUGCUGUGUUUUGGUUCAGGUGUUCUGUUGUAGUUGAAACAUAGAAACCCAAACUGCGCUGCUCCCGGUAUCCAUCUUGGUUUGAAUUAACAGGAUCCGUCUGGAUCCGGACAUUUUUACAAACGGGUCACAGAAUCUGAUCCGGCAGCUGAUGGUUCCUCCAAGGAGUUUAAAUGUUUCAGUGACGUCUGCUCUCUGCAGAACAUCCAGCAGGAUCAGAACCUCGUGUUCUGUUGGAUUGUUCUGGAUAUUUAGCCGCCCGUCUGAGUUCAGAGUUCUGCUCGUUUAACUUCAGGAACAAAAUAAAUAAAAUCA